AGAGUGACAAACAUAAACAGUAGGGCCGCUGUGCUGGAGGAAAUUACCUCCCAGAACCACUGGCACACAUCCAGCACAGACACAUUCAUCUGUUUUCCUCCGGCCCGACUCGCAGAACAGCUCACCAGCACAUGGGGGAGGGGGGAGAGGAAGACACGAGCCAGAGACGAGUCGAGCAGUGAGCCAAUCAGAACCGAGGGUGAGAGAAGAGCGAGGGAGCAUGAGAGGGAGUAUGAGAGGAACAUGAGGGAGAGGGAGAGAGCGAGCGUCUGAAAGUUUUGAACCUGUGAUCAUGCUAGGUGAUGCGGAGCCGGACUGGGGAUUCUUCCAAUUUGCCGGGACAAAGGAAAUUCUUCGGCAAGGAAAACAGUGAAGUGAGAAGAGAGAUAUUUGGGAUUUUAAUUUUUAACACCUCACAGCCAGACAACUUGUCAGGACAACGGUGAUGUUUUCUUCUCUUUUUUUUCCCUCCUGUCUUUUUUGCCAGAAAUUACAGGACACAAAAUUAAGAGCAAGCAAGGGCCACUGACAUCUACCUAACGGAUAGUGGGUCAGUGCAAACACAUAAAUGUUUGACACAUGAAGACCUUCCACACACGCUGCUGAAUCAUGGCCGAGAAUAUAUCUGACACACGGAACAAUCGCUUAAAAGGGUAAAAGGACUGGAUACGAUAGCAGAAAAUUAUUGGAAUCUGUGAACAAGUUCACAUUUAAGGAGGACCACUAAUUCUUUGCGCAACGCAAACCGGAUGGGGCCUGCACCAUACCAAGCAGCAUGACGCAGUACUUAAGGGCCAGCAACCACCAUAACUGAAGACACAAGCCGUGGCUAAUGGAUUACUACAACAAUCUAAAGUAGCAGGACAAGAGCACAGACAAAACCAAUCUCCUCUUCCCCAAACGAGGGUGACGUUAUACAGCUGAUGGGAAAGAGGGGGGUCACUUGUGAGCUGUUGCUGCCACCGCACACCUCCCUCCUGUUGCUGGCCCCCACCCCCUGCCCGUCCUGAAGGAGCUCUGUGAACAUGCUGGCAAAGCCUGCGGGGACCUCCAGAGCAGAGUGCCUUCUCUCCCUCUUCCACUCACAGCCCGGUCAGCCAGCACGAGCCCUUUGCCCUGCGCCAUGUCCCAGAGAGAUCAGGUAUCCCUGCUGCUGCUGCCCAACACCUCCGACCCCCUGGACUCUAACGCCUCCCUGGUGGAGACGGGUGACGGAGAGGACCCCCUGCCCCUGCGCUGGGCCUCCCUACUCAUCCUGCUGGUCAUCAUUCCCACCAUCGGGGGCAACAUCCUGGUCAUAAUGGCCGUGUCGCUGGAGAGGAAGCUGCAGAACGCUACUAACUACUUCCUGAUGUCGCUGGCCGUGGCGGACCUGCUGGUGGGCCUCCUGGUGAUGCCUCUGGCCCUGCUGAGCGUGCUCUUCAACUCUGACUGGCCACUUCCCGAGUUCCUGUGUCCCAUUUGGCUCUUCUUGGAUGUGCUCUUCUCCACUGCCUCCAUCAUGCACCUCUGUGCCAUCUCCCUAGACCGGUACAUAGCCAUCAAGAGGCCCAUCCAGCACAGCCAGUACAAGUCCCGCGCCAAGGCCAUGGCAAAGAUUGCAGUUGUAUGGUUCAUAUCGAUCGGAAUUGCCAUACCGAUUCCCAUCAAGGGCCUGAGAAGCUUCCAUCACCCAAACAACAUCACCUUCAACCAAAACCACACUUGUCUGCUCAAGCAGGACAGUUUCUAUGACUUCAUCAUGUUUGGAUCGCUGGCAGCUUUCUUCAUACCACUCACCGUAAUGAUGGUCAUAUACCUGCUGACCAUCCAGGCCUUACGCAAAAAGGCCUACUUGCUCAGGUCACGGGUGACACAACGCUACUCCAGGCCCACCAUCUCCACAGUGUGCCAGCGUGAACAACCCAACUCUUCUCCGUCGGACUCCACCAAACAACCCAACUCUUCUCCAUCAGACUCCGCCAAACUAGCAAUGCUAGAGGGGGUCAAGAGAGAACGAACUGGUAGCCCCCCCAACCCCUUUAUGGGUCAGGACAUCCCUAUGCGCAGACUGUCAACCAUGGGUAAAAAGUCCAUGCAGAACAUCAGCAAUGAGCAACGGGCAUCAAAGGUGUUGGGGAUAGUCUUUCUUCUGUUUGUCGUCAUGUGGUGUCCUUUCUUCAUCACAAAUGUAACAGCAGUACUCUGCAAGAGCUGUGACAUUAAGGUGGUGGGUCGGCUCAUGGGCAUCUUCGAGUGGAUUGGCUAUGUUUCCUCUGGAGUCAACCCUCUGGUUUACACACUUUUCAACAAGAACUUUCGCGAGGCGUUUGCCCGCUACAUCACCUGUAACUACAGUGGAGGGCCCAGGCCCCCGAAAGUGCAGCAAAAGACCCUGACUCGUAUUUCCUUUCGUUCCUCCGUGGCUGAGAACUCAAAGCUCUUUAUGAAGCAUGGUAUGAAGAAUGGCAUCAGCCCAGUGAACUAUCAGAGCCCUCUGCGAAGGAGAGCGGCACCAAUUCAGUCCUCUACCAGCGUGUUGCUGGACACUUUACUGCUCACAGAGAAUGAUGACUGCAAGCCGGAUGAAAAUGUUAGCUAUGUGUGACCUUUUGAACUGGAUGUCACUAGACACAACAAGGGAAAGUCAGUAAAUAUUGUGGCUUUCUAAGAACAUGACUGGCAACAAAGCUCUUCUAAUAGGUGGAAGCAUUGAUCUGGCAAUAUAAAGCCUAAUGAGUUGAAGGGGCUGAAUCAGGACCCAAUUGUGGAUGUCAGCAGUUGGUGGAAUUAAAAAAAAAAAGUGUGGACAUUCAGUUCAUCUUCUAUUCUAACCCAACUUGCUUGCUCUAAGGGCAUAAGGGAGAUUCAAUGUUGACAGUCAGUUGAAGUCAAUCAAACACAGCAUGGAUUAUCUUUUGAGCCUUCUAUGUACACAUGACUUACUGUUCUUGAAUGUCACCUGAUUUUAUUGAAAAGAUGAAAGACUAUGCUUUUUUGUGCCAAAUAAGCAAAAGAUUUAUACUUUGCCUUUAGAGUCAGAUUUUUUAUGUUUGGAGAAAAAAUGCCAACCAAUGAUUGUACAUGCUAAGUGAGACAAAGACAUAUGUGGGCAGACUUUGGUGUCCUUGCCAAAUAAAAUAAAUAAAGGUUAGAGACAGAAACAUUUCAGGAUUCAUAGAGAACAACCUUUAAAAAUAUGCAAAGCUGGGUUUGCCAUAACACAGAUGUAUCUAGUAUUAAUGACUGUUUAUAUAAGUUUUCAUAAUGAACUGCCAUGAAUACAACAGUGAGAAAAAUACUACACCUCAGACAAGAUUUUCAUUCCUCUACUGUUGCAACAAUGUGUAAAAACUAGAAUCAGAAGUCAUUGUAAAGCUAUCUGAAUGUAGGUAACCAAAAACACCUCAAACAUCCAUCAUCGGAUUUGUGCAUGACCCCAUAAUGGCUAUAGCUAGUAAUAAAAUCUCAACCAGUC
Molecule: messenger RNA, 3457 nt
Organism: Alosa sapidissima (American shad)
Lineage: Eukaryota; Metazoa; Chordata; Actinopteri; Clupeiformes; Clupeidae
Gene: htr2b
Product: 5-hydroxytryptamine (serotonin) receptor 2B, G protein-coupled
Exons: 5
Coding region: 1124-2587 (487 amino acids)
Biological process (GO): regulation of behavior; heart development; chemical synaptic transmission
Cellular component (GO): dendrite; plasma membrane
Molecular function (GO): neurotransmitter receptor activity; G protein-coupled serotonin receptor activity
Source: RefSeq, a predicted model, not a curated record